Cimex lectularius (bed bug) is the source of this 1100-nucleotide messenger RNA. RefSeq names its product iron-sulfur cluster assembly scaffold protein IscU (gene IscU). Gene Ontology annotation, molecular function: ferrous iron binding; 2 iron, 2 sulfur cluster binding. The coding region runs from base 349 to 810 and encodes 153 amino acids. NCBI's taxonomy places the organism in Eukaryota, Metazoa, Arthropoda, Insecta, Hemiptera, Cimicidae. Gene Ontology annotation, cellular component: mitochondrial matrix; cytoplasm. The transcript is spliced from 4 exons. Gene Ontology annotation, biological process: intracellular iron ion homeostasis; iron-sulfur cluster assembly. The record is from RefSeq and is a predicted model, not a curated record.
UGUGACUCGUGAACCGGGCGAGACGCAAGAGCGGGAAUUGAUAACUAAUCCUUGAUACUGACAGAUUAUUUGACAGUGAUCGAAGGCAAAUACCACACGAGAAAAUUGUAACGGGAAAUUUCAAAAUCUGAUACAAGAGGGAAAAUAUAAUUGUCGAAGGAAAAAACCGUGAAAAUUCGAUCGUUUUUCACCUUCGAGUCGGCGGCCUUGGUUCACUUUUUUUCGCGGCGAGGUUUCAAAAUUGUUUCCAUUGCACAAUUCCAGACGACCUAAACAACUUCGACCUAUUUGAGUUUUGUAAAUUUUUGUGCUCUACCUUUUUGUUUUUUGAACAAAAAAAAAGGAAAAAUGUCUCUAUUCAGGGCGAUAAAGACUCCGACCGUCAACAAGUCCUUCAGCCUACCUGCCUUGCUAUAUCACAAAAAUGUAAUCGACCAUUAUGAGAAUCCAAGGAAUGUCGGGUCAUUGGACAAGAAUGACAAGAGCGUUGGGACAGGCCUUGUCGGGGCCCCAGCCUGUGGAGAUGUCAUGAAGCUUCAGAUCAGAGUCGACGAGAACGGUAAAAUAGUCGACGCCAAGUUUAAGACUUUUGGUUGCGGAUCUGCUAUUGCCUCGAGCUCACUCGCCACAGAGUGGGUCAAAGGGAAAACGGUGGAAGAUGCUUUAAAAUUGAAAAAUUCUGACAUCGCAAAGGAGCUCGCAUUGCCUCCUGUGAAACUGCAUUGCUCUAUGCUUGCUGAAGAUGCAAUUAAGGCCGCUCUCUCAGACUACAAGAUCAAACAGCAGUCAGAGGGCACAGAAAAAAAAUAGUUGUUCGAUUUUCAAAAUUUAAAGUCGUAUUGAUAUUAAAUUAUGUUUUUAAAGUUUUUGUUUCAUAUGUUAACGAGAGGAAUUUAUAAUUUUAUUUUAAUAUUAUACCUGCAGACCAUGUGAUAAGCUGAUUGUCUUUUCUUACAGGUUGAUAUGCAUUAGAGUUUAUUUUGUAAAUUUCUUGUAGGUAAACCGUUAAUAUUUAGAAAACAAGCAAAAUACUGUUUUAGUAGUUAUUUAUAAACAUUUAUAUAGAUUUAGUGAUGAUUAAAUUAUCAGUACAUUCAAAA